Molecule: messenger RNA, 1743 nt
Organism: Trypanosoma grayi
Lineage: Eukaryota; Euglenozoa; Kinetoplastea; Trypanosomatida; Trypanosomatidae
Product: flagellum-adhesion glycoprotein
Exons: 1
Coding region: 1-1743 (580 amino acids)
Source: RefSeq, a predicted model, not a curated record
AUGAGGACAUCAAUGCCUCUGCGGUGCCGCACCACGACGGCACCAGCAACAGCCGCAGCGUCGUUGCUGCUGUUGUGUGCGGUGCUCAUGCACCUCGUUCCCGCGGCCGCCCAGCAGCCACUGGACGGCAUGGUGUUGUACAAGAUAUUCAGCAGCUACUCCUGCGCCGCCUGCACGCAGGCGCAGCAGGACGGCCCUAGCGGUGUGGCGACACUCGCAAGGGCAUCCGGCGGCACGGUGGGCGCCGGCAGCGAGUCACUGAUUGUGUGCGACAGCGGCGCUGCCGGGGCGACGGUGCGCAUCGUGAACCGCAGUGGCCUCUUCACUGUCGCCGGCAACCGUGCAGAGCGCGGCUGGCGGGACGGCGCGGCGAACACGGCGCUGUUCAACAACCCGUCGAGCGUCGUGCUGAUUGACGGCACAAUGUACGUCGCGGACACCGACAACAAUCGCAUCCGCAACAUCAGCGCGAGCGGAAUGGUGGGCACAUUUCUCGGCGAAACGCAGCUGUCGAAGCCGACGUACAUCAUGCCGUACCGUCGCCCGAGCGGCACAUACGACCUUUUCGUGUCCGACACCAACAACUCGCGCAUCGUCUUCACCCCGCUGACGGACGUGCCUCCCGUGACGGUGUUCAUGACUAAUUUGCAGCCUGGCGAGAUGCAGAUCAGCGAGUCGCGGCAAAUCAUGUACGUCAUUCGUGAAGAGUCGCAAAUUGUGGCCAUCGACGUGAGUAGCGCCGGCACCGCGUCGCCACGCUCCUGGAACGUGGGCAAUAUCGGCUGCACCGGCUACAAAAGCGGCCUCAUGCUCACCGCCAACGAGGAAGAGCUGUACUACUACGGCAACAAGGCUGGGCAGUACGUCAUCAUGUCAUUGUCUGCGGUGGCGGAUGCGGUCGACGCGCCGCAAUUGUGCCCGAACGUCGUGAUGAAUUGGUCCGACAGCCGCAGUGUGUCCCUCGUGAGCGCGGGCAUGCGUGGCUUCUACGUGGUAAACGCCUCCGAUGUGUUCCUUGUGCGGGACAGCACCUUCACGCAGACGCUGACGAUAGACGAGUACCGCACGCCGACCCCAACGGCUUCGGUGACGCCGACGGGGCAGAUGCUGGAGACGCCGACCCCGACGGCGACGCCGUCCGCCAGCAAGACACUCACGGAGGGGCGCCCGCACGCGGUUGCCGCGUUCCCCACAGCGAGCCUCCCCGUCUCGUUCGUGCGGUUCAUUCACGAGAUGUACGCCUGGAUGAUGAGGGACGUCAGGAUCGCCUUCGGCACAGAUGACUUCUUCGCCGCGUUCGAGCCGCUUGGGUACAACGACGUGCCCGGCAGCGCCAAUGUUUCCACCUGGAACAACUUGACAGCGCAGCUCAGCUACGAUGGCAGCAUCCUUAUCACCCAUUACUAUGGCCCCUUUGGCAUGAUGGAGGACGAGGCGCAGGCAAGUCUCUUUGAUUCGUUGUGGAAAUGGGCACGUGAAUUCCAUGAAUCGCUGCGGAAGCGUGACCCGCCCAUCGCGCUGGACGACUUCUGUAUCAUUAACUGCACCAGCGAGUGUAGGGAGUUGUCCUAUGAGGAGAGUAUGUGCAUCGGUUACAAGAAGCCACCGCUGUGCAACGAUGUUUGCAUAGGGGCCAUUGUGUCAUCGGUGGUGCUGGGCGCAACAGGAAUUGCGUUGAUUGCCUUGAUGAUCGGCAGCCCUGCGAAUGUGAAGACGGCUUUCCUGCGUGUGCCGGCCUUUUAG